AAGCAGGCCAUAAAUGUGCGUGUUCAUAUGAGUCAAAGCCGUCUUGUCAUGCUUACCUAAACACAACUGCCCAUUUGAUUCCGGAUAAACCAAAGCAAACCCAAAAAUGGAGAAGACCAAGAUCGGAAAGAGAUUCGUCGGCAAAGUAGUUAUCGUCACUGCUUCCACUCAGGGCAUCGGCUUCGCAAUCGCCGAGCGUCUUGGCCUCGAAGGCGCCUCCGUCGUCAUCUCCUCUCGAAAACAAAACAACGUAGAUGAAGCAGUUGAAAAGCUUAGAGCGCAAGGAAUUGAAGCUUUGGGGAUAGUCUGCCAUGUGUCCAAUGAACAACAGAGGAAGAAUCUGAUAGGCAAGACUGUGCAGAAAUAUGGGAAGAUAGAUGUUGUAGUAUCAAAUGCUGCUGCCAAUCCAUCAGUUGAGGCAAUAUUGCACACCCAAGAGUCUGUGCUUGACAAGCUAUGGGAAGUAAAUGUCAAAGCUUCUAUACUUCUUCUAAAGGAGGCGGCUCCUCACUUGAAGAAAGGUUCUUCUGUUAUUCUCAUAUCCUCAAUUGCUGGCUUCCAGCCACCAGCGUCCAUGGCAAUGUAUGGAGUCACUAAAACUGCCCUCCUUGGGUUAACUAAGGCCCUUGCGGAUGAAAUGGCCCCAGAAACUCGUGUAAAUUGUAUUGCUCCUGGUUUUGUGCCUACAAACUUUGCUUCAUACAUCACAACUAAUGCUGCCGUGAGGAAGGAGCUUGAGGAGAAGACGCUACUUAAAAAGCUUGGUAAAACUGAAGACAUGGCUGCCGCUGCUGCAUUUUUGGCAUCUGAUGAUGCUUCUUACAUUACUGGAGAAACUCUAGUGGUGGCUGGAGGGAUGCCAUCAAGGCUCUAGUAGACUAUGGCUCUUUAUCUAUGUUUUUGAAGUUACAUAAACAGACUUUGUCAGUGUUGAACCUUGUGGAAACAUCAAUAAUAUUCACCAUCAACAACCACACAUUAAUCAAAAUAUAGCAGGUUUUCAGUUGU
Molecule: messenger RNA, 1008 nt
Organism: Fragaria vesca subsp. vesca
Lineage: Eukaryota; Viridiplantae; Streptophyta; Magnoliopsida; Rosales; Rosaceae
Product: dehydrogenase/reductase SDR family member 4-like
Exons: 6
Coding region: 107-874 (255 amino acids)
Molecular function (GO): oxidoreductase activity
Source: RefSeq, a predicted model, not a curated record